AUGCAGAGCAGGCCCAUGGACGACACCGACGACCCUUCAGGCCUCUCACAAUACACCCUCUAUGAGACAAAAGUCCGAUACUACAUCACAGCGUCCGCAGGCAGCACCCACCGCGUCCUCAAGAUUGACCGAACCGAUGCCGAUGAGCUCAACGUCGUCGAAGAUGCUAUGCAGUAUGACGACGCACAGCUCGAGCUCCUCUUGCGCAUGGUCGAGGACGGCAACAAGAGUCAGGGUGGCUUGACAAAAGUGCUCGACUUUUAUGGCGUCGUCGGCUUUGUGCGCUUCACGACAUCAUGGUACCUCGUCAUGAUCACACAGAGGUCUGUCGUUGGUCUUCUAGGAGGUCACUAUGUGUAUCACUGCGACAAGACAAAGCUCCUGUCGAUAUCGCCUAAAGCUGCCAACACUACUCAAGAAGCAAAGCUGCAGAGCAUGUUUGACCAGGUCGACUUGUCCAAGAACUUCUACUUCUCAUACUCGUAUGACAUUACCAACACUCUCCAAGUCAACCUCACCGUGCCCGCCGACGAGCGACCUUGGAACACCAGGUUCAUGUGGAACCACCACCUCUUAAGUCCUGCGUUUGACCUCGAGGACCCAAAGAAGCGCAGUCAAUGGGUCCUGCCGAUAAUCCACGGCUCCUUUGACCAAACAAAAAUCAACGUCUUCUCUCGUACCGUCUACCUCACUCUCAUUGCUCGUCGAUCGCGUUACCACGCCGGUGUGCGUUUCCUGACUCGCGGUGCGGACGAGAAUGGUGAUGUGGCAAACGAGGUCGAAACCGAGCAGAUUGUUUCCGAGCCCCUGGCCACGCCAUUUGGCUACCCCGUCAACACGGACGCCGGUGCCGACUAUGGCGGCUACACAAGCUUUGUACAGUUGAGGGGAAGUAUUCCUGUCAUGUGGCAUCAACCAAGCGAUAAAAUGACCCCCAAGCCGCCCAUUGAGAUCACAAUCAAGGACCCAUUCUACACUCCGGCGGCCAAGCACUUUGACGACCUUCUUGGCCGCUACGGUGCGCCAAUUUUCAUCCUCAACUUGGUCAAGAGCAAGGAAACCGUGCCACGCGAGUCCAAGCUCUUGUCCGAGUACGGCGAGUGUGUCGAAUACCUCAACCAGUUCUUGCCCGAAGGCAAGAAGAUGCGCUACAUUGCUUGGGACAUGGCGCAGGCUGCCAAGAGUCGACACCAGGACGUCAUGGGGAUUCUUGAGGAUGUCUGCGAGGAGAGUAUCCAAUACACUCACUUUUUCCACGGUGGCGCUGCAAGAAACGAGCAUUCCUCUGAGGGUCACAGAGAGCUUCCUCUGCUCCAGUGUGGUAUCCUGCGUGUCAACUGUGUUGACUGCCUUGACCGCACCAAUGCAGCGCAGUUUGCCAUCGCCAAGCGCGCGUUUGGUCACCAGCUGUAUGCCCUGGGUUUGCUUGGCAGUCCCAACCUGCCAUUCGCAUGCGAUGCCGUUGAGGUGUUGACAGAGAUGUACCACGACCACGGAGACUUCCUCGCAUACCAGUACACCGGCAGUGCUGUUGUCAACCGUGACACCUAUCGGCCGACAAAGGCGACGCAGUGGACCAGUCACUCCAGAGACCUGGCUCAAAACAUUCGCAGGUACUUUAACAAUUCCAUCCUCGACGCCGACAAGCAGGCAGCAAUCAACCUCUUCCUUGGUGUUGAGCCCACCUCUGCGGCCAAGCCACGCAGCCCCCGACCAAACUAUCGCCACUGGUUCACCUCUGCCCAUCUUGACACCCCGCGUCUUAACAUGCUCGGUGACGAGGAGGCGCCGCCAACUCCACUCUUCGACGACUAUUACAAACCGUCUGUUCUCACUCACAUGGAGAAGAUCUACGCGUUUGAAAUGACGUCGACAUUGAAGUUUACCAGCCACCGCACCAAGAAUGGCUUGUUCAGUCCCUUCGAGACAAUCUCUGGGGGAGACUUGCCCUCCUCACCUGAACCCCGCCGCACCUCGAGACGCUGGGCAGGCAGCGCUUCCCCUUCUCGUGGUGAACGCGAAGAGGAGUCUCCCCCGCUCAAGCUCAGCGAGGCAGAACCGCCACACGCCAUCUCGACCCUGGUGUCCCACCUUCUGGACCCGCCUGACCUGGACCAACGCGUCCGCGACUACGACUGGUACAUGCACUACCAGGAAGACGAGCUCUUAGCUGCCGACUCGACGACCGAGCCCCUCGACCUGCAGCUGUACGUGCGCGCAUCACAGAUUGCGGCGGGUCAAGAGGUGGACGAGCCCAACCCGGGCGUACCCCCCGCUCUCCGAGCAGCAGCCAUCGCCGCCGAGGCUGCCAAGGACGAACUUUACGAACCACCCAAGGCCUCUCUCCAGUUUUACGAAAACUGGCUUCACGUCUAG
This is a messenger RNA of Apiotrichum porosum, 2376 nucleotides long. RefSeq names its product phosphatidylinositol-3,5-bisphosphate 5-phosphatase (gene FIG4). Gene Ontology annotation, molecular function: phosphatidylinositol-3,5-bisphosphate 5-phosphatase activity. The record is from RefSeq and is a predicted model, not a curated record. Gene Ontology annotation, cellular component: intracellular membrane-bounded organelle. Gene Ontology annotation, biological process: phosphatidylinositol dephosphorylation. NCBI's taxonomy places the organism in Eukaryota, Fungi, Basidiomycota, Tremellomycetes, Trichosporonales, Trichosporonaceae. The transcript has 15 exons. The coding region runs from base 1 to 2376 and encodes 791 amino acids.